Bombina bombina (fire-bellied toad) is the source of this 4113-nucleotide messenger RNA. It is a transcript of the gene PPP1R10, whose product is annotated as protein phosphatase 1 regulatory subunit 10. Gene Ontology annotation, cellular component: nucleus. Gene Ontology annotation, molecular function: metal ion binding. The record is from RefSeq and is a predicted model, not a curated record. Lineage: Eukaryota; Metazoa; Chordata; Amphibia; Anura; Bombinatoridae.
UUAUUGUCCCAUCUGUUAAUCGGGGCUACGACGUCAAAAUUCGCUUGGAAAAUAGUUAAAAGGUUAAUUGUUAAAGACGCAGCAGCACUUGACCCAUUGGAGGAGACGGAAGAUCAGUCACAUAAAAGGAGAUUUCUUCGUACCAUCAACUGAUUUUGUCCCACUUUUUUUUUUUGCCACUUAAAAAAAUAAUAAUAUAUAUAUAGUUUUAGUUCAUCAAUGAACUAGAAAAGGGAGGCUGUGAAAGUAAUAAAGUAUAAUAUCUUAGAAGAUCCAUGGAUACUUUCCAGCUAUUUAGGACUGCCCUUUGAUCUAUAGUGGCUGCCUCUAAAAUGAGCUAUUUAGGCCAUUACACAGAGGAUAUACACCAACCCUAUCCCCUUUUUUUCAUUUCUUCCUAUUUGUAGCCCUAAUCCAACGUUUACGAAUCGCUGAAGGAGAGAUUUGGAUAGCCUUAUAAUUAUGGGGUCCGAAGCUAUAGACCCCCAGGAGCUUCUGAAAGGGCUGGACUGUUUUAUUGGGCUAAAUGGAGAAGUGAAAACCCAAGAGGCAAUGACCAAAAUAUUCAAUUUAAUGAAAGAAUCAAAGAAGAUGGUUAGCCGGUGCAUUUACCUAAAUAUCAUCCUUCAAACGCAUUCUGAUGAAAUUCUGGCCAAGUUUAUCAGAGUAGGAGGGUAUAAGCUGAUGAAUAAUUGGUUAACAUACUCCAGGGGCAGUAAUAAUACCCCUCUUCUGCACCAGAUCCUUCUGACCCUCCAGCAUCUGCCCCUCACUGUCGAUCAUCUCAAGCUGAAUAAUACAGCAAAGCUUGUGAAACAGUUAAGCAAGUCAAGUGAGGAUGAAGAACUUCGAAAGUUGGCUUGUGUUUUGGUUGGGGACUGGAUGGCUGUUAUUAGGUCUCAGAGCAACUUGCUUGCAGAAAAAGAGAAGAAAAAGAAAAAGGAAGAUCCUAGAAAGUCACCUGUUCCUGAUAAGAUUCCUGAAGCUAAAACAGAAUCUAAUUGGGAGGAUCAAGGAGAUAAGAAAAAGGAAAAACCUAAAACCUUACGCACAACUGCCCCAAGUCACGCUAAAUUUCGCUCUACUGGUCUUGAGGUAGAAGCUCCAUCGCUUGUCCCGGUUAAGAAGCCCACACCAGCUGCUCCUGUGUUAUCAGACAAGUACAACUUGAAACCCAUCCCUGUAAAGAGACAGAGUCCUUCUUUAACUCCUGGAGAAGCUGCUCCAGUAGAAAAGAAAUAUAAACCACUGAACACCACCCCAAAUACUACAAAAGAGAUCAAAGUCAAAAUAAUACCACCACAACCGAUUGAGAGUUUGGGAUUCUUAGAUGCACUAAAUUCCGCCCCAGUUCCAGGCAUAAAGAUUAAAAAGAAGAAGAAAAUGGGUUCACCCACCAACAAUAAGUCCAAUCCGUUUGAUAGCAAGGCCCCGGGUGACACAACUAUCAGUACCAAGCCAUCGUCACCCGAGUCCGAGCAAUCUGUGGAAACCAUGGAGGUGGAAAGACCAGGAACACCAGUUCCAGCAGAUGAGGUUCCGGAGCCUAUGGAAACAGCCCCUGCUCCUCCUCCUGCCCCAACUGAAGCUAAGCCAAUUGAAGCUGAAGUGCCUCAACUGACCAAAAAAGGGAAGAAGAAAAAAACUGUUAGUUGGCCAGAAGAGAGCAAACUGCGGGAGUAUUUCUACUUUGAGUUGGAUGAGACUGAAAGAGUAAAUGUCAAUAAGAUCAAGGACUUUGGUGAAGCAGCCAAACAAGAGAUGCUAAAGGACCGACAAGCCUUCCAGGACGGACGUAGGAUAGUUGAAGACACCAUGGAAGAAAGCAUCCCAUGGACUCUCCCUCGUCUUAUUUCCCUUCCUGAAGCCCUUGUACAUAGUGGUAGCAACAGCACAGAAAGACAAACCCAGGCAGAGAGAGAAAAAGGAAUCUUGCAGGAGAUCUUCCUGUCUAGAGAAAGUGUUCCUGACAGCCCUCACGAACCAGAUCCUGAGCCAUACGAACCGUGUCCUCCUAAACUUAUUCCAUUAGCUGAGGAAAACUCAAUGGAUGACAGUGUUUAUGGUGAACCCAUGGACCAGAGUGGCGCAUCUCAGUCUCCAGACACAUCAGGAAGUGCCAAACUGCCACCAGUGCUUGCAAACCUAAUGGGCAGCAUGGGGAACUCCAAGAAUCAAUCUAAUCCCCUGCCUGGCACUAUGCAAGAAAUCCUUUCAUCAAUUAUGGGUGCUCAGGGCAAUACAAAACCAGAGGACCUCAUGAAUCAGCCAGACUUCUCCGACAAGAUUAAACAAUUGUUGGGCUCUUUACAGAACCAAGGACCACCAGGGCCUGCUGGACCGGGACAAGCGUUGCUGGGACCAGCACCAGUUGGAAAUGGCUUUCCAAAUCAAGCUACAAACCAUUCACCACAGCACCUGCCACCACCACAUCAGCCACCUCACCAACCACCCCAUCAACCACCACCUCAACACUACCCACCACCAGGUCCCCCUGGACCUCCAUUCCAAGGUCCCCAUGGCCCACCACCUGGCCCCAGAAUGAUGGGACCUCCACCACCACCACCACAACAUGAUGGUUAUUGGGAACCUCCACCUAAUGAGAACAUGCGAGGGGGUGGACCUCAUGGAGGGGGAAUGAGAGGAGGAGACAGAGGACCACCACCCCCAUUCCACAGAAACCGAGGAGGAAGAGGAGAUCCAGGCUUUAGAGGGAGAGGAGGUAGAGGAGGAGAGAGAGGGCCUCCAGGAGGCGGACGGAAUGGCCCCCAUGGAAUGGAGCACAGGGGACAUGGACACAGAGGAGAUAAAUCUGACCGUCCUGUCUGCCGACACUUCAUGAUGAAGGGGAACUGCCGGUAUGAGAGUAACUGUGCCUUUUAUCAUCCGGGAAUAAACGGCCCCCACCUUCCCUAGAUGUGUAUGCUGUUUGAAGUCUUGUAACACCAUCUUCCCUGCGCAAGCAGUGAGCAAACAGACUACGGACAAUGCUAUUCCUUUUUUUGUUUUAAUUUUUUAAUGGCUUCUGUGAGGCCCCAAAAUCUCUCCAUCACCUCAAGCUUUUUGUAAGUGGAACCUGCUGAAAAAGACAGUAUUAGCUCCUCCUCCAUUUUAUUUUCAUUAUUUUUUUUUUCACCACUGAAAGAUCUCCUGCAAACCAAUAAAUGCACAUGACAGGCCCAGUAUAUAGUAAUCAUUCUUAUUUAUUCCGUUCAGGGUAUCCUUGGAGGAGCAAAUAUAAAAAGACUUGUAUUCAGUUAUUUAAUUCUGAUAAUGGGCCAUUUUUAUCUUUGCUGGAGGGAAAAAAGGACAUAAAAACAAAACAAGUUUUACUCAUGAGGAGUCGUGUAUAAGAAAAUUGUGAUGGAGUACAUUGAUUUUUUUUUUUUUUCCUUCCUGCUGCUGCCAUCAUUUAUCUGAUUUUUGUCUCGUUCCCUCAUCACUUUUCCCCUAAUUUCCAGUCUUCCAUCCUCUUCUGUUUCCUGCAUUUACCAACUUUUAUGCUGCUGUUCUAAAACACUACACUAUGUUUGCAUAUCCCAGAAUCUUAAACUUGCGACGACGAUUCGCUCCGCUGUACAAUAAUGCUGAAUGUAUCUGCCGAUAAUGAACAAUUUGUGCAGUAUAGUGAUACUUAGUAUCCAUACAUUGUCAAUGAACAUGAUGCUCUGUAUAAUAUUAAGUAUACACUGUUCAUGAACAAACAUGCUGUGUAUUGGUACACUUCCGGCUUCUAAAUAAGAAAGUAUUGCUGUUAAUCAGAGAAUGUUCAAUGGGGAUAUUUCUGUAUAUUUCAUAAUUUUGCUGCAAAAACAUUUUUUCAGAAUACCGUUCACACUUAAUAUGUAUAUACAGUAUUAAUAGGAGCACAGAGGCAUUUUAAACCUUUCUUGCACCCAUCCAUAUUAUAUUAUAAGGAAUAUAAUGUCUCUGUCUCCUGUCACUUAAAAAUUGUUUUCUGUGAAAACUGUUGACGAAUAUAAGGUAUUUUUUUUAAAUUUUUGUUCCUUCUUAUGGGUCCCUAGAAGGACUUAAUUUUUUUUGGAUCAUUUCUUUCUUGAUUCUUUUUGUAAACUUUGUAAAAGAUAAAUAAAUCCUGUGUGUUGGUCUGUA